Messenger RNA from Brassica rapa (field mustard), 2040 nucleotides. RefSeq names its product ras-related protein RABG2. Gene Ontology annotation, molecular function: GTPase activity; GTP binding. Gene Ontology annotation, cellular component: vacuolar membrane. Lineage: Eukaryota; Viridiplantae; Streptophyta; Magnoliopsida; Brassicales; Brassicaceae. The record is from RefSeq and is a predicted model, not a curated record.
AAAGUAUUUAAAAUUUAUGGUUUAAAGCUGCAAUAUGUUAUCAUAUAUUUCCACUUUUUUAUACAUAUAUUUCCACUUAUGUUUAAAACAACGGGCAUACAUAAAAUAAACUUUGAUAGAUCACAUUUCAAAUGGUUACAAAUUAUGUUUUUAAAUUCAUGUAGCUAUAUGUUUCAUUUCGGGUUUAAGACAAGAUACGGGGGGUACUUCCCCUUUAUUUUAUUUUUUUUUAUCAAAGGCUGCCCCUUUAAAAUAUUGUUAAAAUAGCAAAAUGUUCACAACUUCGUAUCACGUAUCCAGUCAACUCCAACUCAGAAAGAACACAAUUAACGCUAUAGAGUAGAUUAUCCUGAAAACGUACUACACUGCCUAAGCCGUGUUUGAAAUAUCUUCCUGCUAGUGUCUUCAAAAUAAUUAUACUUUGCCGAUCAUGAGCUUAUCAAAAUAAUUGGCGACUAACUAUAGGAAAUUUAAUGUAAAUUGUUCAGAAGAAGACAACUCAGUUCUCCUGUAAAUUACAUGAUUUACUUUUGUCGUCUAUUACCUGUAAAUUAAAUUAUUUAAAAGACUAAACAUAUCUAUAUAACUUUCGUAAUAAUUGAGUUGGACUUGGUUUUCAGAUUCGGAUUCGGAUUCGCUGGCUUGGCCUAACUAUUUUCUUUUAGUUGGUAAAGGAUUCACAUGGUUUCUCUUCACAUCAACCAAUAUCAUAACACGUGAUAAAGAACCCUUUUUCUAAUUUUCUUUAUUUUUUCAGAAGACAGAAGAAGAAAGAUCAUAAAUUAAAGACCUAUCUCGUAGACUUUGUUUUUGUCUCUUUCCAGAAACCAUAAAAGAAACUUUUCCAGCAGACCAAAAGAAAGAAGUAUCUCAUAGAACCUUGAGCUUCUCGACAAUGGAGUCUUUGAAGAACAGAACAUUGCUUAAAGUCAUUGUCCUCGGAGAUAGCGGGGUAGGCAAAACUUCAUUGAUGAACCAAUACGUGUACAAGAAGUUUAACCGGCAAUAUAAGGCCACGAUUGGAGCAGAUUUUGUAACCAAGGAGCUUCAUAUUGAAGAUAAAUCUGUCACUUUACAAAUAUGGGAUACGGCCGGACAAGAGAGAUUUCACAGUCUAGGAGCCGCUUUCUAUAGAGGUGCUGAUUGUUGCGUUCUUGUCUACGAUGUGAACGAUCUCAAAUCUUUCGAAACUCUCAAUACUUGGCACUCUGAGUUCCUCAAACAGGCAAAUCCUAUGGAACCUGAGACGUUUCCUUUUGUUUUGAUUGGGAACAAAACCGAUGUAGAUGGCGGAAACAACCGAGUUGUUGCAGAUAUGAGAGCCAUGGAAUGGUGUGGUGCAAAGGGAAACAUACCGUACUAUGAAACCUCUGCAAAGGAAGAUGUUAAUGUGGAUGAAGCUUUUUGGGGUGUUGCACAGAAAACUCUUUCCAGUGAACUUAAACAAAACAUAUAUAUCCCAGUUAUUUCUGAAUCUUUUGCAGACAUCCAAAUUAACUCUUAUGUGUUCAAUAUUUUUAUUUAAUUGUAUGUCGGUUUACAUCAUGGUUUAUUAACGAAGAACUAAUACGUGCAACGACCUGAGUGUUGUGAUUAGUGUAGAAGUUUUUUAAAAUUUAUGUUUCAAGUUUGUGUUUAUAAUUACGUUCAUACAGUACAAAUCAUUUGGUAUUUUUCGACCUAUAUGUAUAUGUGUUCCAUUGAUUUUUUCUUUUUCCUUUUUCUUAAGCCUACGUUCAUGUUUGGCAUUUAAAAGUAAAACACACUUUGGUAGUUUGGUUGUUGGUGGUUUAAUUAUAUAUAGUCAAUCAAUCUCGUUCUCUCUCUCUCUCUCUCUCUCUCGUGAGCUAUGGAGUGACGCCUGGACCUAGCUAACUUGACCGAAAUGUCAAGUUGCUUAAAUACAACUUUAAAAAUCGCCCAUUAGCUUUAACUAUACUUAUAUUGAAAGGAAGAAAAAACUUGAAUAGAGAAUUACAUGUUGAUCAUACAAAAUACAAUCUAAUAACUCAUUUAGUGAGAUAUCUAACCCAAAAAAAA